Messenger RNA from Coregonus clupeaformis (lake whitefish), 1863 nucleotides. Its product is annotated as prostaglandin E synthase 3. Bases 217 to 744 code for a protein of 175 amino acids. Gene Ontology annotation, molecular function: Hsp90 protein binding; protein-folding chaperone binding; prostaglandin-E synthase activity. The transcript is spliced from 8 exons. Gene Ontology annotation, cellular component: cytosol; nucleus. Gene Ontology annotation, biological process: telomere maintenance via telomerase; protein folding; telomerase holoenzyme complex assembly. The record is from RefSeq and is a predicted model, not a curated record. NCBI's taxonomy places the organism in Eukaryota, Metazoa, Chordata, Actinopteri, Salmoniformes, Salmonidae.
AGGUAGCUGCGUCACAACGUCAGGUCCAUACAGAGAUCCAGUCCGCGAGGCGUAGAAAGGGUGGCCUUGCAGUGUGUGUGGCUAUUCAAUACACAUUUUUGUAGUUUGCACACACCCCAUUGAAACGAAAAGCCUAUCAGGACAGUAUUCUAAAUUAAUUGUGUAUCCCCAAGGAGAAGGCGAUCACAACGGUCUUUGGCAUAUCUACUACAAGACAUGCAUCCAGCGACUGCUAAGUGGUAUGACAGGCGGGACUCCGUCUACAUCGAGUUCUGCGUAGCGGACAGCAAGGAUGUCAAGAUCAAUUUCGAGAAAGCAAAGUUUGCUUUCAGUUGUCUUGGAGGAACUGACCAAGUCAAACACGAGAAUGAAGUAGACCUUUUCGAAGCCAUUGAUGAAAAUGAAUCCAUACACAAACGCACAGAUCGGUCAGUGUUGUGCUGUUUACGAAAAGCAGAACCUGGGAAGCCGUGGCCGAGGCUAACAAAAGAGAAGGCUAAGCUAACUUGGCUCAGCGUUGACUUUAACAACUGGAAAGACUGGGAGGACGAUUCGGACGAGGAGCUAGGCAACUUCGAUCGUUUCUCAGAGGUAGGAGACGGGGAUAUGGCGUUCAACACACAAGAAGCAAUGGCUAAAAUGAUGAACAACAUGGGAGGGGAAGAUGACCUACCUGAUCUAGAUGGUGCUGAUGAUGAUGAGUCUGCAGAUAGUGACGAUGAAAAAAUGCCUGAUUUGGAAUGAAAAACCUCAAUCCUGGAAAGAGGGAUGGAAGAAAGGAAGGAGGAAUCAUAAACUAUCUUGAAAUUGAAGGCAGUGAAAAAAAACUUCUACAGAAAUGAGUCGGUAGCCAUGUUUAAAUCCAUAGCCUCUGCUCCAGAGCUAAUUUCUAAUCAAUCCACUUAAGGUUGAUAUGCAUAGUGUUGUAUAGAGUAGCAGUCUCCACUUCUAUUUGCAGUGCUGCACUCUUGGCGUAUCCUGUUUUACUAUUAAUUAUUAGAGUAAGCAUUCAUGAUUUGUUUCGAAAGUACUGUAUAGUCAUCCUCAACCUAGAAAGCAAUAUAUGUGGUGAAGAGAUUGUCAAGUGUAAUGAAAUGAAAAGUAAUUAAACAUCUGUUUUAUCCCCCCCCCCUCCAAGGUUCUGUGUGUUAAGUUAGUUGAUCAGUGUAGUUUCUUAAAAUAAUGGGGGGGAGAACUUGAUUUUGAAGACCAUAGCUACAUCCCUCAACAGUUUACAUUUUCUGUUUGGUACCCUCUUGUGAGCCUCCCCUGUGGUAUACAGAUAGUGAUCAGAGAAACAGUUCCAUGUUUCUCUGUCUUCCUCACCUGUUAAAUCGCAAACAGUUUAUCAAUGUUAUGUUCAAAAGCUUUUGAAUGUUCUCGAAUUCUUACAGGCAUCUGUCUUGACGUGUUGCUCCCCACGAUCAAUUUCUUUAUUUUACUAAUCCUGUAUUACUAUUUGCGAUCUAACAGCAGUUGAGUUAUUCAUCACACAUUUACACAUGAGGCGACACAGGAGUAGAACUUACCCAUUCCUAUCUGUUUAGGCCUCUGAAAACAUCUGGAUUUGUCUUUUACUCUCAAGAAUAUUCCAUCUGUUUAGAGUUAUGGCAGUUAAUACUCCUGGGCCUCCUGUGGUGAGGGGGUUGUUGAUAUGAGAUGGUAAACAUGUAUGAUGACCUAAUUAUAUUUGCACUGUCAAGAAAAUGGAAGUCAGCUGAGACAAAUAUAAACUUAGUUAUUGGUGUGUGUAAGUCAACCUGUCAGGUUAUCACAGGCUGAAGAAUUUAAAUUGAUGUUGAAUUGCAGUGAAUUUUUUUAAAAAUUGUCUACAUAUUUCUAAUAAACUGUCUAAGACUCAUA